GACAAGCCGGAGCGGAAGUGGUUCGAGAACCCCUUCACUUGGUGGCAAGGCACGAGCCUGGCCUGGAACACGAAGAUCCCGGUCUGGACGGGCUCGGGUGAGGCGGAGGGCUUGUCCGAGCUCUUCGUGGACAACUUGGGGUCCUUGCUGGGCACUACGGGCGCAGCAGUGGGCCACAUCGGCUAUGGCAUCGUUGGCACGAUGGCCGCCUUCACCGCUGUUGCCAUGACCGAUGGUACCACCUACGCCACAGCCGUGGCCCAGGAAUGGGAGAAGGUGUACUUCUCGCGAAACAUCCCUGGCUGUGCCUUCGCUUUGCUUUUGGGCAACCUCUACUACGCUUGGCAGUGUGGCCGCUUGGGCAACAAAGAAGAGCGAACCGACGUCACCGCCCAACCCUAUGGCAUCAACACCACGGGCGUCUACAUCACCCUCUAUGCUAUCAAUUUGGAAGCUCUGAUCUCUGCAGGUUUCCUGAACCUCCCGAGCGCUGGUGCCACGGACGCCGACAUCCGCACGGCCGCGGUCAAUGCCGCAGACCACGCCUGGAAGGUUUCUGUGGCCGCCAACUUCCUGUUGGGCAUUUUCGAAAUGCUCGGAGCUUUCUUUGGGGAGUCCAUCCGCAAGGCGGCACCUGCGGCUGCGUUCUACGCACCUAUGGUGGGUGUGGGUUUCGUGUACCUUGGCUUUGUGCCGAUGCUGAACAUUGCUGCGGAGCCCAUGGUCUGCCUGAUCCCGCUCCUUAUCGUUUUUAACGGCUUCUUCGGUGGGGUCCGGUACCACAUCUUCAGGAAGCUGACCUUCCCCAUUGGCCUGCUCGCGAUCCUGGCCGCUGCCAUUGCUGGAUGGUCCGGUGGUUGUGCCCGUGAGGCCGGCACGCUUGGCGCCACGAAAUAUGGAUACACCCUGCAGUACUUUGACUCCACAAGGGUCACUUGCACGGGCACUUCGCAGGCCGAAGCCCAGCGCGCAUGGGACACCUACGCUUUCCAGGACAACGUGCUUUCAGGUGCGAUUUUUGUAGGCCUGGGUGGGUUCUCUGAGAUUGGCAGCUUCAUCACCACGCUCUUCUUGGUGGGUGUGGUGGGCUUCGUGGGGACCAUGAGCUGCGUCGAGAGCGCCUCCGCAGCAGGCGACGACUACCCCAUGGCAGAGACAAUGAUUGUGGAUGGCUUGGGCACCUGCAUUGGCGCACUCUGUGGAUCCUUCUACUCCACCACGGUGUACAUCGGACAUCCCAUCCACAAGUCCCUCGGCGCAAGGCGUGGCUACAGCCUCUUCAACGGCAUCCUCUACUUCAUUCUUCUUCUCAGCGGCGUUUUCGCUGCGCUGUACCAGUCCCUGCCUGAAUGUGCCAGCGGCGCGAUCCUGGUCUUUGUUGGGUUGAUCUUGGGCCGCCAGGCAUUCGAAGAGACGCCACCGCGUCACUACCCCGCCCUGCUGCUCAGCCUUUUCCCCUACCUCUGCAAUUGGGCCAAGCUGGGCAACACCAACGAGGGCAUCCAGAUGAUGGGCCAGGGCGGCGGCAUGAUGUUCAGCGUGGUGCUCACUUGGCUCUUCUGUCUUUGCAUCGACCGGGACUUCAAAAAGGCUGCCGUGCUCUCCUUCGCUGCCAUCUGGCUCUCCCUCUUCGGCUUCUUUGCCAGCCACAAUGCGGCUAACGACACCGUUCCCCCGACAAAGGGCAACGAGAAGAUCGGCUUCUAUGGCAAGGAGGACCACGAGUACAACAACGGAUGGCGCUGGGCAAUCUCCUGGACUGUGGCAACCUUGUUCUUCGCUGCACAUGUUAGCAUGCAGAAGAUUGGGUUGGUUCAGGGCCCACUUGAACCCAAGUUUUCGGCAGUGGUCCCGUUUGUUGAAAAAUCGUGAGCAGAGCAACUUCUGCCUCGAUGGUGGCAACACCUUUGCCAAGGAUGCGGAGACCAAGGCUGGCGUCGACAGGCGCUUUUCCAACCGACAUGUAAUUCUUGUAAUUGCUUGCAUUGCAGGCGCAGCCUGGCACGCAGUUUGGCGUGCAACACCCCGGUGGAGCCGGAUCAUCAGAGAGCAUUUUCCAGCCCUGUAUCCACACUCUUCAGAGAGUGCUGGAACAAGGUUAUGUCUUCCCAUGCUCUCAGAAAGUUUCUGCAGGUUGCCUGCCAAGCAGGUACUUGAUAUCGUUUCAUCACAGCCAGUUCCAGAGGAAAUCCAAAGAAUCGGGGAGUCAAGCGAUGGAGC
Effrenium voratum is the source of this 2220-nucleotide messenger RNA. NCBI's taxonomy places the organism in Eukaryota, Dinophyceae, Suessiales, Symbiodiniaceae. The record is from the annotation of a GenBank genome assembly.